Messenger RNA from Symbiodinium necroappetens, 828 nucleotides. Lineage: Eukaryota; Dinophyceae; Suessiales; Symbiodiniaceae. The record is from the annotation of a GenBank genome assembly.
AUGAACGGCGGCAUUGUCCAGACCUUCAUUGACAUUUGUGAUGCCGAGGGCAUGCUUCAAUUCGCGCCGGCCGAUUUCGAUUGGAAUCAGCCUUUAGGGAAUGAUACACCGCCACCGCUUUUGUAUGCGAUCUUUCGUUUCUGGAGGCUAGAGGCGAUGGAGGCGACGAGAAGGCUGGAGGUGAUCGACAGGAUCCUACAAGCCGGCGCAGAUCCGCUGCGUGAAUGUCCUUCGGGCCUGAAAAUCACGGUAAAAAAAAAACAACGAACCCUUCCAAGUAUGUCGGCAGUGCAUUGUGUUUGUACCUUGCACAAAAAAAUACAACACCUGGGGGAUGCAAAUCCGAAGCGAAAGUUUCAGCGAAAGUUUCUGGAAGAUGUCCUGGCGCUCAUGAAGCAGGCCAAAGGCCCGAAGGUAAAGAAAGCUUCGGUGCAUGAGGCCGUCGUCAACCUGUGGGAGUCUGUCCGAGAGAUGAGUUCCACACACAACGUGAUCUUCGAAACCUCAGACGGUGAGGUUUCUGCGCAUGACCAUAUCCUGAUGGCCGCCUCGCCUGUUCUUAAGGCCAUGCUCCAGUCCGCCAUGAAAGAGGGCAAAGACAAGCGAGUUCAAGUGUGGGAUUCCACGAAGUGCGGUAUGACGCUCUUCCUGGAUGUGCUGUAUACGAGUUCUACAUGCCUCGAACUCCAGUACAAGACCAUACUCGAAGCCUUCGACCUGGCCCACCGCUGGCAAGUGCAGCAUGUCACAGACAUCCUAACAGAGACGCUGAAAGGGGAGAUCCGCGUUGAGAGCUUUGCGGAGAUCGCCGAAGCCGCCGUCCUCAAG